AUGGCGCUAAGCCAUCGAAAGAAGGCAGUUAGCAAGCGAGCGACAACUGCAAACUCUCCUCCAGGAGACGACAAGGUUGAGAGAGGAAAAUGCAAUAUUGCGAAUCUAGGCAUCGUCGACGGGGCCACCCCGUCGCGCUAUGCGUGCGAGACUAGGACCCAGCAGCCUGGCAGGCCCAAGCCACCAGCAACCACCACAAGGGGAGUGCACCAUGACCCUACGGUCACCCCCAUACCACAGAACGUUCUCUCGCACCGUGACCCCUUGGUCACCCCCAUGGUGCAGAACGUUCCACCGCACCAAGCGGUACGGACCAUUGGGAAAAAUCCCCCGAACGAGCCACCCAUCGGCUCCAUUAGCAAAAGGCUGGAUGACAUGCUCUCCACGCCUUUCUGCUCUCAUAUCAUCCAUUAUGAGCCCCCAAGGGGGUUCCUCGUACCAAAGUUCUCCACGUACGAUGGGUGCAGUGACCCCUUCGACCAUAUCAUGCAUUAUCGGCAGCUCAUGACCCUCGAUAUAGGUAACGAUCCGCUGCUGUGCAAGGUAUUCCUUGCCAGUCUACAAGGACAGGCCCUCUCAUGGUUCCAUCGCCUACCUCCUAACUCGGUGGACAAUUUCAGAGACCUUUCAGAAGCUUUCGUGGGACAAUACCUAUGUUCCGCUCGGCAUAAACAAAACAUCAGCACCUUGCAAAAUAUAAAAAUGAAGGAUAAUGAAUCCUUGAGGGAAUUCGUGAAACGAUUUGGCCAAGCUGUCCUACAAGUGGAAGCUUGCAGCAUGGACGCUGUCCUACAGAUCUUCAAGCGAAACAUCUGUCCAGACACUCCAUUUUUUGAAUCACUAGCUAAGAAACCUCCCAUGACGAUGGGCGAUUUGUUUCGACGUGCGAACAAAUACUCCAUGCUGGAGGAUGACGUACGGGCAGCCACCCAACAAGUAUUGGUUGCCGGACAGCCGUCCAAAGGGAAUAUAGAAGGAAGCGCUAAACUUCUAGACAGGCCAAGGCCAUCCGAUCGAAGGCAAGAAGGGCUAAGCCGCCCGGAGAUGCCACCUCUCACACCACUCUCCAUAACUUAUGAGAAGCUUCUCUCUAUGAUCCAAAGCAUGUUUGAUUUCAGGUGGCCCAGACCCCUCGGGUCGGAUCUAUCCAGAAGAGAUCAUAGCAAAAAAUGCGCUUCCCACAAGGAGCAUGACCACACAACGGAAACGUGCAGAAGCCUCCAAUAUUUGGUGGAAAGGCUUAUAAAGGCGGGACAUUUAAGGCAAUACCUCCGCUCAGAUGCCAGAGAUAGAGACGCCGCCCGGGGCCACGACUCUGGAACCCCCGCGAUUCCAGCCGCCCCCAAAGCCGUCAUAAACUACAUUAAUGGAGGUCCGUCGGAUGAAGAGAUAAAUUCCAAACGAAAGAGGCAAAAAUUAUUACGAGAGGCAAUGACCCCACAUGGAUAUUACGUCCGCACCGCGACGCCCCUCAUUCUAUCCUUAGGGAUAGACAAAUUCAAUGUAAGACGCAUCUUAGUUGACCCAGGCAGCUCAGCUGAUUUGGUACAAGCAGCAGUCAUAAGCCACAUGGUGGGGCACAAUUUAGUCGGUCUCGAAAACCCUGGGAGAAUCCUGUCCGGAUUCAACGGGGCAUCAACCAUUUCCUUAGGAGAUAUUGUGCUACCAGUUCAAGCUGGCCCAGUCACUCUCAACGUCCUAUUUUCAGUGGUACAAGAUUUGUUACCCUUCAAUAUUAUCUUGGGGCGCACAUGGCUGCACUGCAUGAAAGCCAUCCCCUCCACAUAUCAUCAGAUGGUAAGCUUUCUUACUGAGGAUGAGCAAAUCAACCUGUACGGCAGCCAACUAGCUGCUCGCCAAUGA
Vitis riparia (riverbank grape) is the source of this 1863-nucleotide messenger RNA. RefSeq lists its product as uncharacterized. Lineage: Eukaryota; Viridiplantae; Streptophyta; Magnoliopsida; Vitales; Vitaceae. The transcript is spliced from 3 exons. The record is from RefSeq and is a predicted model, not a curated record. Bases 1 to 1863 code for a protein of 620 amino acids.